Molecule: messenger RNA, 495 nt
Organism: Durusdinium trenchii
Lineage: Eukaryota; Dinophyceae; Suessiales; Symbiodiniaceae
Source: the annotation of a GenBank genome assembly
AUGGGCGCUUGGCUCACACCAGUGGCAAAGAAGCUUUUAGCACGCCUCAAGCAAGAGGGGUACAGAGCUAAAUUGGGAGUUGCCUUUCUUUGGAGCUUGGCCUUGCUAUUCCUUGGACUGAUUUGUGUACCAGGAAUGCCUCUUUGGAUUGUAAUUCCCUCCAUCGUCCUCAUGCAGUCCUUGAACUCUUGCACUCGUGCGUUCAAUCGGGCGCAGCUGAUCAACUUCCUUCCGCGCGACAAGAUUGCCACAUAUAUGACUUGGGAUGCAUUGAACAAGGCCAACCAAGGUGGAAUUGCAAUUUUUGGAGCCCAGGUAGUCGCAGCGGCUGGCUACCGUGGGUGCUUCCUUGGGACUUUCACUAUUCUUUUCAUUCGAAUGCUCAUUUAUUUGGUUUUUACGUUGAGGAAAGGUACUGUUUACAGAGGCGGGCUACAAACUCUUCAACUGGAAAACUACUUUGAACAUCUUGGAACCAUUCCUUGCAGGAUUUGA